AGAAAAUGGAUGCUUUUACAAACAAAUUAGCGGAUGAACACGAGUUUGAGGAUGAAAGUGCCCAUGAAAAGUCUUUCUCAUCCAGGCUUUCUAAUGGUGGGAACGAGGAAGAUUAUAACAGGGUCAGUCUCCCUCGUCAAGAUACUCGUAAAAGUGGGGCAAAUGACUCAAUAAAAGCCGACGGGAUUGAGUUUGAGCUUGAACAAGACGAGAAAUAUAAGCAAGACAUCGAGAUAAAUAAUAAUCUUGACCAUAGAGACGAUAGAAUUGAUGCUAAUUCUAGUGAGCAAUUCGACAAUCCCCGACUUCGAAGAAAAGUAGGCUUUGGCGAUGAGGAAGAUUCUGACGGAGAUGAAGAUAUAGAUGGUAAACCAAAAAUUCAAGGGAGCCAAGGAACUGUAAUCGGGGUCUUUUUUCCCUGAUUACAAAGUAUUCUCGGUAUCAUCCUCUUCUUGAGGCUGCCAUCAAUAACAGGGGAAGCUGGUCUCUGGAGGACAAAUGUAAUUAUUUUAUUAGGAACUUCUGCUACAUGCCUCACCACAUUGUCGAUGAAUGCUAUUUGUACAAAUGGUAAAAUGAGUAAAGGAGGAGCAUACUACCUUCUUUCAAGAUCUCUUGGGCCAGCCAUUGGUGGAUCACUAGGGAUUUUAUUUUAUUUCGCAACAACAAUAUCAGGAGCAAUGUAUAUUUUGGGAGCAAUCGAAGCCUUCAUAGUUUCUACAGGAUUUGGGAUUUCAAUCGAAGGUUUCACAUUGAGAUUUUUAUCGCUGAUAGUGCUGAUACUGAUCCUCGCUAUUAAUUGGAUUGGGAUCAAUUACGUAGCUAGGACAGGCAUUGUCUUUCUAUCUGUCACUCUUGUGUCAAUAUUUUGAAUUUUUAUUGGCAUCCUUUUCUCAAAUCUGAGAAAAAGUGAUCUACCUGAAGGAGCAAGCGGAAUGUCAUUUUCAAACUUUGAAGAUAACUUUGGGUCUGGUUAUAGAGAAGAUUCAUCAUUCUUCACACUCUUAGCAAUAUUUUUCCCUGCAUGUACUGGGAUUAUGGCAGGAUCAAACAGAUCAGGAGAUUUAAAGGAUCCAGCAAAAAGCAUUCCAAAGGGAACAUUAGCAGCUACACUUACAACAACAAUAGGAUAUUACAUUUUUGCUUUCUUUUUCGCAAUAGUUUCUUCAAAAAAAGGACUCCUAAACGACGAUAUUAUUUUUGUAGCAGAGAUUUCAUGGCCUUUCAAGUUCCUAGUUCAUGCUGGUAUAAUCUUCUCCUCUCUUGGAGCUGCCUUACAAGGUUUAGGAGGAGCCACUAAAAUACUUACUGCAAUUUCAGGUGAUAAUUUGAUACCCUUCCUCAAGAUAUUCCAUCAGAAGAAAAUAUGGGCUUUUGCUCUAAACGCAUUAAUUUCCUUGUUAGCAAUCAUAAUUGGGUCCUUGGAUAACGUAGCUCCGAUUGUAUCAAUCUUCUUCCUGGCUUUAUAUGGAGGUAUCAAUGCAGCAUGAUUUUUACUCGACUGGCUUGGUUCACCCAACUGGAGGCCAACAUGGAAAUACUUCCAUAAAUUAACUGCCCUUUCUGGACUCAUUCUUUGUGUGUGAAUCAUGAUCAUGACCAGUUGGUACUUUGCCAUAAUCACAGUUAUCCUAGGAGGAGCCCUAUAUGCCUAUAUUGAUAGAAGGACAAAAGAAAGGGAUUGGGGAGACGGAAUUGUAGGAAUGAGAGCUGAAAGGGCGAGAGAUGCCCUCCUCAAGCUUGAUAAAUAUAAAACCCAUGUUAAAAAUUGGCGUCCUAAAUAUCUUGCUCUGGGCUCGGUUGAUGAGAAGGGAGAAAUUUCCUCAACAGGAGUCUUGAAUCUCCUUAAUCAACUCAGAAAAGGAACAGGGCUUGCUAUUUAUGGCUGAGUGGUCAGAGGGGAAUAUAAUGAACAAAAUUUCAAAGUUGCCAAAAUGAAAGAAAAGCAACUUGAUGAAUAUCUCAGCAAGAAUAAACUUCAUGUUUUUUCAAAAGUUGUCCUGACUAAUGACGUCGAGAAUGGUAUUAUUUAUCUGAUCCAAUCAGCUGGACUUGGAGGCCUUGAGCCAAAUACCGUCCUACUAUCUUGGCCUGAUGAAUGGGAACAUGACUUAUUAAGAAUAAAGAAAUUUGUACACAUCAUAAACAGUGCUCAUACAUAUGGGCAUGUGAUCACAGUCCUAAAGCCUGAGGAUGCAUUUACUGGAAACACAAAGCAUAGAGGAACUAUUGAUAUCUGGAGUUUUUACUAUGCAAAAGGGAUGCUUCUCCUUAUUGGUCAUCUCCUGAAACAAUCCAAGAAUUGGUCCAAAUGAAAAGUUCGUCUCUUUGUUGUCACCACAUUGGACAGAUCUGAACAUGACAAUCUCAAGAAAGUUGUUAGAGAGAUGCUUGAAAAAUACAGGCUUUUGCUUAGUAUUCAAAUUGAAAUAGUCAAACUAUCUCCUGAAGAGGUGGAACCAUUUUCAUAUAAUAUGGAGAAGGAGCUCAAAGAUGAAGACAAGGUGAUUCAACAAGUUGCUCUAGAGAAUAAAUACGAGGACCAAAAAAUUCAAAAUCUCAUGAAAUUGACAAAUUACCAAAGAAUUGAAGAAGAUAGAGUCAAGAAAAUGAUCGAGAUGAGAGGUGGUGACACUCACAUCUACACCAACGGUUCUGAAGACUCCUAUCCAUUCGAAAAGCAGGCAAUCUCAAUUAACAGAAAGAUCCUAGAAAUGUCCGCAGACUCUAGCCUUGUUGUAACCAACCUGCCGUACAAAUCCAACGAGCAGUCAUCUAAAGAUUUUCUGAUGUUUUGAAAUAAAUUCACUGAAAAUCUGAAAAGAGUUCUUCUUAUCAGAAACACAGGAAAAGAAGUUAUUGUAGCAAUGAUUUAGGUAUAAUUAAGCUCAAUUAUUAUCU
Molecule: messenger RNA, 2901 nt
Organism: Moneuplotes crassus
Lineage: Eukaryota; Ciliophora; Spirotrichea; Euplotida; Euplotidae
Source: the annotation of a GenBank genome assembly